AUGUCGCCCCUCUGUCUAGUCCCGGAACCUCGGGUCCUCGGAGCCUGGGCUUCCUCGGAGAAAGAAGCCUUUGCGCCGGCCCGGAGACCCGCAUCCGCGCCGCCACAGCCGCCGCGCCGCCACGUCCUGUUACCCUUCAAACUCCUUCUGUAUUCGGAGAGAUCUGAGCCAUCGGGCCAGGCGCCCAGCUGCGCUGUGGGGACCAAGCGGCCCGGUCGCCCCCACAUGCCCGGCGGCCUCCUCCGAGCGGCGGACCGCACCUGCCCCCAGGCCGGCCCCAGUACCAGCUUUGCACCUGGAAAGGGCCCCAAGCGCCUUUGCUUCCUCCGCCAUUUUAAAUCCAGCUCCAUACAACGCUCCGCCACCGCUGCUGCCGCAACGCGGGCUGUGCGCCCGCACCCCACGGCCGACAACUCCGCCACCAUGGAGGACGUGAACAAGUACAGCAACAUAGAGGAAUUCGCAGAGGGAUCCAAGAUCAACGCGAGCAAGAAUCAGCAGGAUGACGGUAAAAUGUUUAUUGGAGGCUUGAGCUGGGAUACGAGCAAGAAAGAUCUGACUGAAUAUUUGUCUCGAUUUGGGGAAGUUGUAGACUGUACAAUAAAAACAGAUCCAGUGACUGGAAGAUCAAGAGGAUUUGGAUUUGUGCUUUUCCCCAAAGAUGCUGCUAGUGUUGAUAAGGUUUUGGAACUGAAAGAACACAAAUUGGAUGGCAAAUUGAUAGACCCCAAAAGGGCUAACGUUUUAAAAGGGAAAGAACCCCCCAAAAAGGUUUUUGUGGGUGGAUUGAGCCCAGAUACUUCUGAAGAACAAAUUAAAGAAUAUUUUGGAGCCUUUGGAGAGAUUGAAAAUACUGAACUUCCCAUGGAUACAAAAACAAAUGAAAGAAGAGGAUUUUGUUUCAUUACAUAUACAGACGAAGAGCCAGUAAAGAAAUUGUUAGAAAGCAGAUAUCAUCAAAUUGGUUCUGGGAAGUGUGAAAUCAAAGUUGCACAACCCAAAGAGGUAUACAGGCAUCAACAGCAACAACAAAAAGGAGGAAGAGGUGCUGCAGCUGGUGGACGACGUGGUACUAGGGGUCGUGGACGAGGUCAGGGCCAAAACUGGAACCAAGGAUUUAAUAACUGUUAUGAUCAAGGAUGUGGAAAUUACAAUAGUGCCUAUGGUGGUGAUCAAAACUGUAGUGGCUAUGGCGGCUAUGAUUAUACCGGGUAUAACUAUGGGAAGUAUGGAUAUGGACAGGGAUAUGCAGACUACAGUGGGCAACAGAGCGCUUACGGCAAGGCGUCUCGAGGGGGUGGCAAUCACCAAAACAAUUACCAGCCAUACUAAAGGAGGAUGUUGGAGAAAACAGCGGGAACUUCAUUGCAGGCCGUGUGUCACCCUGACCACGUCUAUCUCUGGGGGUCGCACGUUGCGGGCAGAGCGCAAGGCAUACACCAGAAAACGCUGUCCUGUGGAGGAGAUUGCUAAAGUUAACCCAUCUUGCAGGACGACAUUGAAGAUUGGUCUUCUGUUGAUCUAAGAUGAUUAUUUUGUAAAAGACUUUCUAGUGUACAAGACACAACUGUCCAACUGUAUAUAGCCGCCAAUUAGUUUUCUUUGUUUUUACUUUGUCUUUUGCUAUCUGUGUUAUGACUCGAUGUGGAUUUGUGUUUAUACAAAUUUUAUUUGUAUGAUUCCAUGUUAAACCUCAAAUAAAUGCUUCCUUAUGUGAUUGUUAAAAAAAAA
Zalophus californianus (California sea lion) is the source of this 1731-nucleotide messenger RNA. RefSeq names its product heterogeneous nuclear ribonucleoprotein D-like. The transcript is spliced from 3 exons. Gene Ontology annotation, molecular function: poly(A) binding; poly(G) binding. Gene Ontology annotation, cellular component: nucleoplasm. Gene Ontology annotation, biological process: regulation of gene expression. NCBI's taxonomy places the organism in Eukaryota, Metazoa, Chordata, Mammalia, Carnivora, Otariidae. Bases 1 to 1332 code for a protein of 443 amino acids. The record is from RefSeq and is a predicted model, not a curated record.